This is a messenger RNA of Polychytrium aggregatum, 1405 nucleotides long. RefSeq lists its product as uncharacterized. NCBI's taxonomy places the organism in Eukaryota, Fungi, Chytridiomycota, Chytridiomycetes, Polychytriales. Gene Ontology annotation, molecular function: molybdenum ion binding; pyridoxal phosphate binding; catalytic activity. The transcript is spliced from 4 exons. The coding region runs from base 217 to 1344 and encodes 375 amino acids. The record is from RefSeq and is a predicted model, not a curated record.
CACCACCCUCACCACCCUCUUGCUGCCUCCCACUCCCAUCGUCCCACGGGUGCAUUUCGCCGGCACAUCCGAUUGGGUUGCCUCUGAUCGCUGCGGCGUCUGCGCAGCAUUGUCAUUUGCCGGCCAAUCACCAGAUAUCAACUCGCUGCUCACGACAUCAGGGCUGCUGUCGAGGCUGCUGCUCUCGCCCUCAUCCUCCAGCAACAUCCCGCCACCAUGAGUGGCAUUACCGUCGUUUCGCUGUUUAUCUACCCCGUCAAGUCCUGCAAGGCCGUCCCGCUCCAGGAGGCCACGCUGAAUGAGUUUGGGUUUGAGUUUGACCGUUUCUGGAUGAUCGUCAAGGCUGACAACAGUCGAGAAAUGGUCACCCAGCGGACCGAGCCAACCCUGGCCCUGGUUGCUCCUCGGCUCGAGGUCAACCCCGGACCUGCAGAAGUGGGUGCAUAUCAGCGAGGUGGCCAGCUCAUCCUCUCAGCCCCCGGCAAGCCCGAAAUCUCGGUCCCGUUCCGAAAGUCCUUUGACGGCGUUGCCACUUUCAAGACCUCUGUCUGGAAGCCCGACAACGUGGAGUGUGUCGACGAAGGAGAUGACGUCGCCCAGUGGCUCUCGGAUUAUCUUGGAAAGCCCGUUCGCUUGGUCGUCAAGUACCCGCAUUCGGUCCGGCCCACAUCCCUGCGACACACUCCCGAGCCUUCUCACUUUGAGCACACCGUUCAGACGGCCUUCGCAGACGGAUACCCGCUACUGCUUUGCACGACGUCCUCGUUGGAGGCCCUGAACGUCCGGCUCAAGGAAAAGGAGCUCGAUCCCGUAACGAUCGUACGGUUCCGGCCCAACGUGGUGGUGCAGGGCCCUCCCGCCCACGACGAAGACGAGUGGAAACGCAUCGAAAUUGCAUCGCAUCCGUUCUUCGUAUCGAGCCGAUGCACACGCUGCAUUAUGCCCUCGAACGACCCCGAGACGGGCCGUCUGGGCAGCGAGCCCACCAAGACGUUGAUGGGUUAUCGACGAGUGGACCCAGGGGCCAAGUACGAAGCCUGUUUCGGAAUGAACUUGAUUCACGGCAAAACAGGCGUGGCUGUCCGGGUCGGUGACUCCCUCUUGGUCACCGAGCGAACGACACAGCACAACCGGGCAACGGGGUUGUGGCAGAAGGACCCAGUGGCCGAGAAGAAGGCGGCCGACAAGGCGAGAGGGCCGGCCAAGAAAAGGGACCACUCGGAGAACCCCCGGAAGCCCCGGAAGCGCUCGGCCAUGGACCUGAUUGCCAUCGGUGUCAGCGGCGCCGCUCUGGUGGCCGCCGUGGGUGUUGUUCUUGCCGUUGCUUUCGCCCGGGCCAAGUAGUAUGACGGGCUGUCCCGAUGGCCGAUGGAGCGCCUGAAUAUACUCAUUUUGUUUCGGCAAU